GCCCGGGAGCGUGUGUUCGUGGUUGCUUCUGAGCGGCGGCGGCGGCGGCGACAUGGACGACGAGGAGGAGACCUACCGGCUCUGGAAGAUCCGCAAGACGAUCAUGCAGCUGUGUCACGACCGUGGCUACCUGGUGACCCAGGAUGAGCUGGAUCAGACACUUGAGGAGUUCAAGGCACAGUUUGGGGACAAGCCGAGCGAAGGCCGACCGAGGCGGACAGACCUCACCGUGCUGGUGGCCCACAACGAUGACCCCACGGACCAGAUGUUUGUGUUCUUCCCAGAGGAGCCCAAGGUGGGCAUCAAGACCAUCAAGGUGUACUGCCAGCGCAUGCAGGAGGAGAACAUCACGCGGGCGCUGAUCGUGGUGCAGCAGGGCAUGACACCCUCCGCCAAGCAGUCCCUGGUGGACAUGGCCCCCAAGUACGUGUUGGAGCAGUUCCUGCAGCAGGAGCUCCUCAUCAACAUCACGGAGCACGAGCUGGUCCCUGAGCAUGUAGUCAUGACCAAGGAGGAGGUGACAGAGCUGCUGGCUCGAUACAAGCUUCGGGAGAGCCAGCUGCCGAGGAUCCAGGCUGGGGACCCUGUGGCGCGGUACUUUGGAAUCAAGCGAGGGCAGGUUGUGAAGAUCAUCCGACCCAGCGAGACGGCUGGUCGCUACAUCACCUACCGCCUGGUGCAGUAGCUGCAGGUAAAAUCCAAGCACUCUGGAGGCCGAGGCAGAGGAUUGCUGUGACUUCAAGGCAAGUUUGUGGACUCAAGCAAGCGUGGUCCAGCCCCAGCAAGCGUUCCGGUGUGAGGUUCUGAAAAACAUUCAGAAGGAACCCAGAGCCGAUGUCCUAGCGCUUGCCUGUAAUCCCAGACCCAGGGAGGCUGAGGAGAGGCAGGAGGAUUGCUG
Messenger RNA from Acomys russatus (golden spiny mouse), 898 nucleotides. RefSeq names its product RNA polymerase II, I and III subunit E (gene Polr2e). Lineage: Eukaryota; Metazoa; Chordata; Mammalia; Rodentia; Muridae. Gene Ontology annotation, cellular component: RNA polymerase III complex; RNA polymerase II, core complex; RNA polymerase I complex. Gene Ontology annotation, molecular function: DNA-directed RNA polymerase activity; DNA binding. Gene Ontology annotation, biological process: DNA-templated transcription. The record is from RefSeq and is a predicted model, not a curated record. Bases 53 to 685 code for a protein of 210 amino acids. The transcript has 7 exons.